Messenger RNA from Sander lucioperca (pikeperch), 3874 nucleotides. It is a transcript of the gene rtkna, whose product is annotated as rhotekin. The coding region runs from base 1 to 2094 and encodes 697 amino acids. NCBI's taxonomy places the organism in Eukaryota, Metazoa, Chordata, Actinopteri, Perciformes, Percidae. The transcript is spliced from 11 exons. Gene Ontology annotation, cellular component: actomyosin contractile ring. The record is from RefSeq and is a predicted model, not a curated record. Gene Ontology annotation, biological process: septin ring organization; signal transduction; actomyosin contractile ring assembly.
AUGUUUUGCCGUAAUCAAACAGCGAGAGCAACCGUCGCCCGCGGCUCUGCUCUUGAAAUGGAGAUACGGCGAGGGAAGUUCAGAAAGAGUGUUUUCCUGGACACAUCACAGGACAGCGAUAUCCAGAAGAAGAUUGACCAUGAGAUCCGGAUGCGCGACGGGGCCUGCAAGCUGCUGGCCGCCUGCUCCCAGAAAGACCAGGCGUUGGAGGCGGCAAAGAGCCUGCAGACCUGCAGCACUCGUAUCAUGGCCUACAUGUCGGAGCUGCAGAGGAUGAAGGAGGCUCAGGUCAUGCAGAAGGUAACACGGAGGUCUUCGGACGCAGGGCCGAUGGACAACAGACUCCCGUGCAAAGGAAAAGUGGCCAUCUCAGAUCUUCGGAUCCCUCUCAUGUGGAAAGACACGGAGUACUUCAAGAACAAAGGAGAGCUUCAUCGGUGUGCCGUGUUCUGCCUGCUGCAGCUGGGAGGAGAGAUCUUCGACACAGACAUGGUGAUAGUGGACAGGACACUUACCGACAUUUGCUUUGACAACACCAUUGUAUUUAAUGAAGCCAGCCCGGGGUUUGAGCUGCGUGUUGAGCUGUAUAGCUGCUGCUCAGAGGACGACUACUCUGCAGGGAGCACGCCGAGGAAACUAGCCAGUAAACUGAGCUCGUCGCUGGGGCGAUCAGCUGGGAAGAAGUUCCGGGCAGCAAUGGAGCCUGGGCCAUGUAGUCCUGUUAGCAACGGAGGCGCAUCUCCUCUUUUGUUGCCAGUUCCCUCUGUACCGGGCCCUAAGUACCACCUCUUAGCUCAUACCACCCUGUCGCUGUCACAUGUCCAGGACAGCUUUCGCACACAUGACCUCACCAUCUCAGGCAACGAAGAGUGCUCGUAUUGGCUGCCGCUCUAUGGCAGCAUGUGUAGCCGCCUCGCAGCUCAGCCUCACUGCAUGACCCAGCAGAUGAUGAGUGGAUGUUUGAAAGUUAAGCAGGUGGGCGGUGACCCUCAGAGUUGGACAAAAGUGUACGCCGCUCUAAAAGGAACAAGCCUUUUCUGUUACCACCGGCAAGAAGAUGUGGAGGCUAACGUUGAGCCAGCUUUCACUAUUGCCAUCAACAAGGAGACCAGAAUACGUGCGUCAGAGAAAGACCCCCAAAGUAAAGUUCAGAAUAUCUGUAUCAGUAACCAGUACGGAGGAGAGGAGGUCACACACACCCUGACAACAGACAGCCGGGACGACACACACCGGUGGAUGGAGGCCUUUUGGCAACAUUUCUACGACAUGAGCCAAUGGAAACAGUGCUGUGAUGACUUAAUGAAAAUUGAACUGCCAUCGCCAAGGAAACCGGCCCCUGCCACACCAAAACAGGGCUCACUCUAUCACGAAAUGGUUAUUGAGUCGUCUGACGACCUCAGCAGCACCGUGUCAGACAUCCUGGCUCGGAGGAUGCAGGAGCUGGAGCUCCGCAGCCAGCUGGGCACCUCUCCUACCUGGAUGUCUGUGUUUGAGGAGAACAACCCCAUAAGCGCUGGCCGCCCCCGUCCCUGUACUUCUCGCCUUUCUGGCCACAGCCCCUGCACCCCUCAUCGCCUGCCCCGGAGCCCUGUGAGCCCCCACCGCUGCCCACAGCUGAGUCUGCUGUCCUCGGAUGCGAGCCUGACCUCGGACAGCGACAGCCACUGCAGCACCAGUCCCUGCUCUCACCGCCAUGGCUGGCCCGAGCCUUCUUCAAACUUCUCUCUCUUGUCGUCUUCCCCGUCCCGCCUGAGGCCACGCACCCUGUCGCUGGAUGCUAAGCUCAGCACCCUGCGAGGGAGGGGGUACGGAGGAGGAGGAGGGACCCUCCAGUGCCCCUGCCAGCCUCCUGCCUCCUCGCUGCUCGCCCCGCUCCCCGUCUCCUCUCGUUCGCCUCGGUCACAGCGCAGCACACAGACCACGCUCUCCUGCUCCAGCUCCACCUCCAGCAACAGCUCCAGCACCAGCGAGGGCAGCCACAGCCCCGAGUCGUCUGAGGGAGCCCCCUUCUCGAGGCCCUCCCCGGCUCGACGCAGCCUCAGGAACCUCAGGGCCAGGCUUGAUCCUCGCAACUGGCUCCAGAGUCAGGUGUGAACUCGCCCUGCCUGACAGACAUUUAACACUGGCCUAAAGGCAACAGUGCUCAAUUAAACCAUGGUUUAACUUGGCUACACACGUGUGAACCAACCUCAGGCAGUCUGCUAGGCCACAUGCACAGCCCCUGAGGAGGUUAAGCUGCCUCUAGCCUGCCUCCUGGUGGAGGAUGAAUCAUGAAAGACCCUCCUGGGGCAAACUGGAAUGUCUUCUAACACAAAGGACAGGGUGACAAUCAAUGCAUUUUGCUGGGUUGCCACAAUUUUGAAGAUGGUCCAAAACUAAACGGGAGGUACUCUGCUUGCUUUGAGAAAUGAUUGUGGUCAUGCUGCUUGGGAGACAGUGAUGCUAAGAGCUAAGGACUUGCUCCAAUAAACACACCACACUGGGCCUACUGUCCGUCCUUGGACUCUAAUUAGAAGUAGAACAUUUGUUGUUUUGUCCUCUGCAUCAGCCAUCACGGCCACUCAAACAAUUUUUCAAAAUCAUCUCUAUUAAUGCACUAGCAGUGUUUUUGACUGGAUGCUUCCUAUCUGUAUUGUAUAAAAAAAAAAAGUUUGCAGUGUUAAUGCAAUGAAAGCCAGUGAGCAUGUGGCAAGAUGAGCAUAAGGUAUAAUCAGUCAAGAGUUUUCAAAUGUUAGAAACUGUUAAAUGUGGAGGGGUGUUGGUGUCUGUUAUCUGUACUGUGAUAUCUACUUCAGUGUAUGUGUCUAAUUAUUCAUACUUUGUGGUUCUCCUAAAAUUACUAUGCAUCAUUUUUUUUGGGGAGGGGUGAUUUGACUUACAAGUUCCAAUGUUGAACUACUUGAGAUGAUUUCAAUGAGUCUGGUGAAAGCUUAACUUUAUGCAAGUGCUCAUACAUACUGUACUGUUAUUACUGUGAUCUCUUCAGGGCAAAAAUCUGUUCUCCGGUCUUAACUUUCACACAUUUAUCUGCACACUUUUGACGGGCUGUCGUCAGCAGUAGGUUAUAGAUCCUUACAUACGUAGAACAAAAUCUAGGAUAAGAUGAAAUUAAUCAGACUUUAAAGCUAUAGUGCGUAGUUUCUGUCGCCCCCAUGAGGAAUUCUAAGUAAUUACAACAAAACUGUUGCCGCAGCCACAUGAUACAAGCCUUCUGCGAUUGCGCACGCGCCCCCGCCCCUCCUCCACGCAGUUGCUAGUAGCCAAGGAGGACAAGGAGGAUUAUGAAAACGUGAUGGACUCUUCAGAAGAGGUCAUUAUCUUCACUCAAGUUUCUGCGCGGGAAAGUCACCGGACGCCACAAUCUUCUGAACAUAGCCAUACUGAGAAAUACAGAGAGAGUUGUGUGGAGCUGAUAGUCUUAAUUAGCUUUGUAGCAACUCAUUUGGCAAUGGCUUGAAUAUAACGGACGUUCAUUAAUAUCAAAAAGUUACGCACUAAAGCUUUAAGUAUAAUCACAGAUACUCUAUUGAAAACCGAAGCCAUUCUUGUAAUUCUGCUACACUGUACACUGCAGUGUUGCGGGAUUCCAUUAAGGAUAGUGGCAAAAUGUGAAAUAUCCAGCAAAUAUUAUGCAACACAGAAACAUUUCUUAGAAAUUAGUUGAUGUUGGCUGUGUUCUAGGCAACCUUCUUUGAAGCUGAGAACUGACAUGAAAGUCCAGUCAACCAUUAGGUCAUGAGAGCAAGAAUAAAAUGGUUUGUUUACACUGCCAUUUAUGUAUUUAAUUAUGUAAGUUAUAUAAGAAAGCAAUGUGACUCAAGGCGUCCAUGUAAAAACUAAUCUUAUAGGAGGGCCUGUGUCUCUGUCCGUGCAG